This is a messenger RNA of Crotalus tigris (Tiger rattlesnake), 5001 nucleotides long. It is a transcript of the gene MAFF, whose product is annotated as MAF bZIP transcription factor F. The coding region runs from base 1461 to 2069 and encodes 202 amino acids. The transcript has 4 exons. Gene Ontology annotation, biological process: regulation of transcription by RNA polymerase II; regulation of epidermal cell differentiation. Gene Ontology annotation, molecular function: DNA-binding transcription factor activity, RNA polymerase II-specific; RNA polymerase II cis-regulatory region sequence-specific DNA binding. Gene Ontology annotation, cellular component: nucleus. Lineage: Eukaryota; Metazoa; Chordata; Lepidosauria; Squamata; Viperidae. The record is from RefSeq and is a predicted model, not a curated record.
CCUUUAUAAUCUAGUUUACAGACGUCAGGAACGGAUGGUGGCUUGCACUAUUCCAAAGUGAGGCUUUUAAUGUCAGAUGCGGAGAGGUGAAAGCGAUGGAGAAAACUGUAGCAGUGUGGUUCAUUGUGGAUUGUUUCCGUGUGGUGAGGAGGGGCUGUCUGGUCUUGAUUUUCCUCAGAGCUAGACAGUAAUAGCCGUUUCUCGGGAGAUGGUUUAAUUUAGCUGAUGUACAGUGCGUAGCUCUGUUAUGAAGAAAGAAUCCGGAUUGGAGCAAAGCUUUUUUUUUUUUUUUUAAGAAGCUGUGUUGUGUUGAUUUGCUUUCGUUUCACAGUUGCGAGGCAGCUAUAAAGAGACAGGAAAUCGCUUAAUAAAUAGUUGCUCGUUACAUAUUAGUCCUGUGUUUGCACGUGCUGAGGCCUCGGUCACAUGUAAGAAGCCGUUUGGCACCAAAGCGAGUUCCGAUGUGCGGGUGGGGUGUGGAUUCCGCUGGAAAAUCAUGUGAAUUGGUGUAAAUCCGCCCUUUCCUUUCCUAUCCUAUCCCGCCAAUAAUAUACGAGUUGACAAUGGUUCGAUUUUAACGAUGGUGUAUUGGCUUCAGAGGAAUAUUCAGAUGAAUUCGGGAGUCCCCGACGAAAUAGGCUGAACCUCCAGAAUAGGGCUGAAUGCCUGAUGACGCAGAGAAAGUGAAGAGCAAACGAAGGGUGACUUGGGAGUUUGGGGAACCAACCGUAUAGAUUUUCUGCAUCGGCAUUUAAAAACCUAAACAAAACUUGGCCUGAACUUGUGACUUCUGAUUUUUUUUUUCUAUCGGAAGACCCUGGGAUUGCUUCCAUGCAUAGGGGUCCUAAUUAAUCCCCCACCCACCCCUAUCUGGUUAAACUCCUUGAAGAUCAUGAAGGCUUUUGUUGUUGUUGUUGUUGUUGUUGUUGUUAUUUACGCACAUCUAGAGGGAUGUCUUCAGUUUUAAUUUGGGGUUAUUUCCUCGUUGGUGCACCUCAUUUAGAUUAAUAAACAAAUGCACAAUCCUACUUUGUUUUCAGUUUGGGAUUAAAAAGAUCUCCGGAUUGUUUGGGGUUUAAUUCUUUCUACAGGUUUUUUUUUUAAGUCAUCAGUAUAAAUGACAAAGUUGUAAAACAGAUCAAAGAGAAAAAGCAGAAGUAGAACAGCCAUCUUUUGAAAGAGUGCUUUUAAAGCAAAGUCACAAAGGAGGAGUACUGUAAAGUCUUUCCCUAGUGCUAAAAGCAACCAGCAUAGCAGCAGGUGGAUUUCUCUGGAGAGAGUGGACAACAGAUAAGGAAAUGCUGCAGAGAAGAGCCAGGGUUAUCCAAGGCUAAUUGGAUAACUAAUGUACUGCUAAUCUAAGAGACACUCAGUCAAGGACUGGCAUCAACAGGCCCUGCUAUUUCAGAGACACACCCGUCAGCUGGCUCUCCACUGUUCAGUUUCCUUCUUCUCAGGAAAUGUUUGCCCUUCUGUGUUUCCGGCAACUGCAGAGCAUGUCCUUUAUAGAGUCACUAUACAGUGGAGGAGAGGAUGUACUGGAGAUACCUCAUAUUUUGCUUGGGUGGCUAGUUCAAUUACAGGGUGUUUCUGGGGGACUAUCAGGAGCGCACAAGAAAAUGUCAUCUGACAGCUUGUCGACCAAAGCCCUAAAGAUCAAACGGGAGAUGGGUGAGAACACACCACAUCUUUCAGAUGAGGAGCUUAUGGGACUGUCAGUGCGGGAACUUAACCACCAUCUGAGAGGCCUGUCCAAGGAAGAGGUAGCAAGAUUGAAGCAACGUCGGCGCACUCUAAAGAAUCGUGGCUAUGCAGCCAGCUGCCGAGUGAAGCGGGUGUGUCAAAAGGAGGAGCUGCAGAAGCAAAAGACGGAAUUAGAAAGGGAAGUUGAUAAGCUAGCGCGGGAGAACGCUGCCAUGCGCCUUGAGCUGGACGCCCUGCGUGGCAAGUAUGAAGCGCUGCAGGGCUUUGCCCGCACAGUCACUGCUCAUGGCACUGCUGCAAAGGUGGCAACUGCCAGCGUUAUCACAAUUGUCAAAUCUGGUUCCAACCAGGCCACCUACUCCUAGUGCUUACAAGCCAAGCCAUGAACUAAGUCCUAUUGCCAUGCCUCUGCACAGCUCUUACCUAAAGCGGCUGUAGCUGCACUGGCUCUUUCCUUCUCCCACUUUUGUUCUACCCACUGGAGGAGACACAGUUGACUUGAAGACCAAAUGGCUAAAUGUUGAACUUUGUCCUUAGUCCUUGCCUUCAUUGGAAGAUUGUGGGAAAGUGGUGUCCAACUUGUGUAAUUUUAGCUGUCAGUUAUUUGUGAAUUGGAUUACAAUGGCCAGUUAUUCCUAUUUUCCUUUUCCAUUUUAUAUUUGUUAGGUUUUCUUCUCUGCUGCUUCAUACCUUAUGACUGAUUAAAUGUAAAACAGAUAGAUUUGAAGAUGAGAUCUUUACCUUAGUUGAAAAUGCUGCGUCGGAGAAAUUUUGACAGCAAUUAUAGAGAAAGGCAGAUAGUUUCUAUCUGAUUGGAAAAAAAGAUGCCAAGACUGAAGUCUUCUUUUAAGGUCUAAAACCUAGUGAUUAUAAUAAUCCAGUUGUUAUCAGAGGAUAUCAAUUUCCCAGUUUCUUGGUGCACUGUUCAGACAUAAGUCUAGGUAUUCAUGUAUAACUCUGUCUGCUUUUUGUUGUAAACCAUAGUUCCCAGUUACCUACUGUUUAAUUCAGAGUCUCUUGAUCGUUUCAGCAUGAAAUUGUUGUUUUACAAGAAUCAGUCUGAGCCUCUGAUGAGUAGACAUUUAAAAAUGAUAAAAAAGUAUUAUUGCUUGGUGACUGCAACGGUGGUGGAAAAACAGAUCACAAAAGGGACAUGUCAAGAAAAGAAUUAGUUGCUGCUAACCCACCCUAGGAAGAAAUAAUUAUGCACAUUGCAGUGACUGGAGAGACAAUCUCUCUGCAACUGUCUGUGGAUGCAAUUGUGCUCCAAAUACUCUUUUGAUUGUGAAAGUGUUCUUCUGCUGAGGUUUUAUGGACAAAAUAGAAACAGCUUUCUAAAGAGGGAGAGAGGGAGAGAGAGAGAGAGAGAGAAGAAAAUGGGAAAAGUAAAGAGGGAGUGUGUUAAAUGAGGAAAGAGCAGCAUGGAUAAAGCAAGUGAGACUGAUGGAUAGUGAAGGGACAACAGAAUUGCAAGUGAACUUCUAGAGAAGAUAACUGAGUUCUAAAAGAAUUAGUUUCAUGAGGGGUACUAAUAGCAACAAACAAAAUGUAAUGAAGAGAGCCUUUUGUAUUUUCUUUCUGUUUUUGCAUUGGCAAAAGACUAGAAAUAGAAACUCAGGAAAGAAAUAUACCCAACUAUUACAGAGAUUAAGACAUUUUAUGUUCAAGGGAAUCAAGCCAAGAAGCAGUACAGGCUAUUUGCUUGGGGUGUGGGGUUCUGAGGUAUUCAGAAUCAAUCCUAAUCAUAGAGAUGGGGUAUAACCCAGCACAUCUCUUUCAGUUUCUUUUUUUCUCCCCAAAAGCAAGUUGAGAGAGGGCCAAUCACUUACACAGAACAAGGAAAAGAGGCUUCAGUUGCAAACACCAUUGGUGAGGAAUAUAGUUCCUCUGUGUUGUUUUGUGGCCUAAUUUUUGCUCUAUUUAGUUGUGUAAAAUGCAAGAUACAUUUUUAUUGAGGAAAGUGUAGUAGAUGAAAUUCAAAAUGCUUCUUUAUAUCUACAGGAUGCAUUUUCACAAGAGCAGCAAAAUAACUUGAACCAUAGCCAAAAAUAAUUUUGUCAUGAAAAUAAAACCUAGUUUAAUCUAAGCUAGCACAAUGGCAAAGUCAAGUUCUUCUAGAUGCCACUGUAUUUGUCUCUUGUUCUUUUAAGAUAAUAUUCUCAUAUGCACUUAGUAGGAUUUACUGUAAAAACCACACUGUUUAAUUUUUAAAAAUGUUUACAAUUACAAUCUCGUCCCUUUCAUUGUAGCAGCUUUUAUACCAUCCAGUGGUUCUCCAGAUGCAUUCUGCCAUGUUGACUGCAAAUGCUGUGAAUUGCAGAGAGCACAAGUUAGAGAAAACUGAUACCAUUCAAAAGCCUAACUUAGUAAACACACAAACUUAAACAGUGUACUGUUUCCCUUUCCUUGCCAUGCUUUCAUGAAUCCCAUAUGCCAUUUAAACCAAGCUGCCUGCAUGUACACACAGAAUAUUAGUAGCACUGGACUUGUAGAAUCAACUAUUGAUAUACUACCCAUUUGUAUGCCUUUCUGGCCAAGCAGUUUUAGCCCAUUGCCUUCUCGUUUUAAAGGGGGUAUGAAAUCUUAUGCCAAGCAUGGACAAUAUGAGAAUAGCACAUCUGUACCAAGAGACACUGGCAGCUCCAUUGCUUAAGAAACUGGGAAGUUUAUACACCUGGGAGACAUGGAUACAGUAAUUUUGUAGAAAGCAUGGAGAAGGGUUAGAUUAGAAGACUUAGGAAAGUACCUUCUUCCAUUAAAUAUACGUUGCUAACAUAAGAACCAGUGAGUAUUUGUGGGUAAUCAUUUCCAGGCAUGUGCCAGUGACUUGUUUAUGUGGCAAGUAUGAUCCAUUUUUUAAAAAAGACAUAUGGAUGGGUUUACCCAUCCUGCAGCUUGACGUGACUUCUACCCCUAACAUGGAAUCAGCUUCCAAACCAGUGUUGUCCAUCCUUCCCCUCCAGCCUUUUGAUCCUUAAUGGGGAUUCCCUCUUUAACGUUUCUACCCUUGACACCCUAUUUUUCCUUGUUCCUACCCUGUGAUUUAUUUAUUGCACGAAUAUAAGUUAUUUUCACAUUCUUUAUGCCGUUCUGCCUUGUGGCCCGGCCGGGAUGUUGGUACAGAGCUGUACUUUAUAUUUUAUAUAUGCAAAUCACAUUUUAUCUUCUAUAGAGCAAGAAAAAAAGUACUUAUUUAUUUUCUGACUUACAGUAAGUGUCCUGCCAGACUCCUCUGUAUUUUGUAGAAUUUACAAAUAAAGCCAGAUUUUUUUUCCAAAAUGGAGAAACUGAAAAUAA